AUGGAAUCCUCACAAGCUCCAUUUCACGCCCAACACUACCUGGGUGACAAUAAAAUCCAUGUGCUUCUUGCAGCCAGCGGGUCAGUUGCGACCAUCAAACUCCCCAAUAUUGCGGAAGCCCUUAGCCGCCAUUCCAACAUUUCUAUCCGCAUAAUCGUUACAAAAUCAGCGGCAGAAUUUCUAAAGGGGCAAAGUCACGAGCAACCAUUGCUCGAAAGUCUGCUCGAGCUUCCUGGUGUGGAUGCUAUUUACCGAGACGAGGAUGAGUGGAGGCACCCUUGGACUCGUGGCGAGCCAAUCCUACAUAUAGAACUAAGAAAAUGGGCACACCUCUUACUCAUCGCACCUUUAUCCGCCAAUACCAUGGCCAAGAUGACCAUGGGUAUCUCCGAUAACCUUCUUCUUUCGGUCCUGAGAGCAUGGGACACGACGGGAAUGGUAGAUGUCGGUUUCAAGGAGAAGAAGCCCCUUGUAUUUGUCGCUCCUGCCAUGAAUACAGCAAUGUGGAAGCAUCCAAUAACCGAGAAGCAACUGGCUAUACUAAAAGGUGAAUGGGGCGUGAACUCUAGCAAUACUGAGGGCUGGGUUUCCGUACUUCACCCGAUAGAGAAAGAUCUUGCUUGCGGCGAUACAGGCGUCGGCGGCAUGAUGGAAUGGAGAUCGAUAGUCGGUAAGGUGGAGCAGUACCUGGGUAUUGGCAAGGACGAUGAACAAUAA
This is a messenger RNA of Aspergillus welwitschiae, 717 nucleotides long. RefSeq names its product putative flavoprotein. Lineage: Eukaryota; Fungi; Ascomycota; Eurotiomycetes; Eurotiales; Aspergillaceae. Gene Ontology annotation, biological process: coenzyme A biosynthetic process. The transcript has a single exon. The record is from RefSeq and is a predicted model, not a curated record. Gene Ontology annotation, molecular function: FMN binding; phosphopantothenoylcysteine decarboxylase activity. Gene Ontology annotation, cellular component: phosphopantothenoylcysteine decarboxylase complex. The coding region runs from base 1 to 717 and encodes 238 amino acids.